AUGGCGGAGGUGCUGCCACAGAUCAGACUGAGAGCAGAUACGCAGUCACGAGAAGCGAGCACUAAGGUGGCGACGCCCGCCAUCCUGCCAUUGAAAGAUGCAACGAACAAUACAGGCAAUGGGCGCGUAAUCGCACCCGAGAGCGUGGAAGCACGACAGUUACCAAAUACCAAAAGCUAUCCAAGCAAGUUCAUGCAAACCCUUUCUGGCAAUCAGGCGCAUGCUGCGAGCAAGUCUCCCGGGGCAGAGGAACGGAGAGAUUCGCAAGCAAUUGACCCUUUAUCACACCAUAUCCUCAACAGAGCGAAUAUGCCGAACUCAUUGCCUCUGAAGAUGCGCUCAGGCGCCGCUGAAGAAGAUAACGGCGAAAGUGAGAAUAGCGCAUCCGUAGCAACAGCUCAGACCUCCUUAGAGCCAUCCGCUGUACGCAACGAUAGCGCGGGUCCUGGUUCAAAAGACAAGAGAAACCGGGUCUCAUUCUUUAGCCGCUUCGCUCCGAAGAAGAAAGACGUCUUAUCCGAGAUCAACGAUAAUGAUUCCGAAGUGGGCGACAAAAGAACCGAGGGGAUGGAUGCGGAAAUAUUCUCCCAGCCGAUUGGAUACAUACCUCAGUUUCCAUCACCGCCAAAAUACAUCAAGGUGCGAUCACAUGGCAAGAAAGAGAGGGACUUUCAGAGGCUCUUCCUCGCCCAGGAGUUGAGGGGAAGGUCGGGUGUGGAGAUUGCACAGUCUGGAGGUAGGCUUGUCAAGAACGGGGCAUAUAAACAUGGGGAAAAGGAUGGCAAUGCGAUAUGGGCGAUGGAAUUUUCAAAAGACGGCAAACAUCUGGCAGCCGGUGGAAAGGAUUACGUUGUCAGAGUCUGGGAAGUCUUGUCCACAAAAGACGAGCGACAGACGCAUGAGAAAGAAGAGGAAUCUGCGGCGAAGGCGGGCGACAGUGUCCGACUGAAUGCGCCAGUAUUCAAACCCAAGACGGUACAGGAGUAUGGAGGUCACACAGCAAGCAUCUUGGACCUGAGCUGGAGCAAAAACAACUUUCUUCUGUCUUCCUCGAUGGACAAAACAGUACGGCUUUGGCACGUUAGCAGGGCUGAAUGUCUAUGCUGCUUCAAGCACAGUGACUUUGUCACAUCCAUACAAUUCCAUCCGCGCGAUGAUCGAUUCUUCCUCGCAGGGUCACUGGAUUCGAAACUUCGACUGUGGAGCAUACCAGACAAGAGCGUCGCAUAUUGGACACAAACACCGGACCUGAUCACUGCCGUCGCAUUUGCUCCGGAUGGCAAGACCGCAAUCGCAGGCUGUCUGAACGGAUUGUGUCUAUUCUAUGAAACAGAAGGCUUGAAAUACCAGACACAGAUCCAUGUUCGCUCAGCGCAUGGUAAGAAUGCCAAGGGAAGCAAAGUCACCGGUAUACAAGCCAUCAACUACCCACCUGAAGAUUCAAACGGAGAAGUCAAGCUUCUGAUUACCAGCAAUGACUCUCGGGUACGCGUCUACAAUCUUAGAGACAAGGGUCUCGAGCUCAAACUGAAAGGUAACGAGAACUCAUGCAGUCAAAUACAUGCUUCGUUCAGCGAUGACGCGCGGUACAUAGUAUGUGGUAGCGAGGAUCGCAAGGUAUAUAUAUGGUCUACAGGACAGCCAGAAACCGAAAGGGACAAGCGGCCUCUGGAGACUUUUGAAGCCCAUUCAGCUAUUGUCACUACUGCGAUCAUGGCGCCUACGAAGACAAGACAGCUCCUCAGUGCAUCAGGCGACCCUCUGUACGACUUAUGCAACCCUCCACCCGUGACACUGAUCAGUCGCACGCAAUCGCAGGCAUCCUCCAUACCUCCUACCGAAGGCAGCCCGCAACCUGACAGUUACAUUCUUCCCGCUUCGACGACACCCGACGUCACCAGAACCACUAAGCCGGAAGAAUCGCCAGCUUACCUUGCUCGCUGCGCCCAUCCAGACGGCAACAUCCUUGUCACAGCUGACUUCAUGGGUCAUAUCAAAGUCUUCCGCCAAGAUUGCGCCUUACAAAACCGGCUGCGGAACAACGACAGCGCAUUAUCCAAGAAGAUGCUCGGGAGAACGAGUUCGGUCGCCACGAAGAACAGCAAAAAUUCCCGGCGUGACUCUCUCCAAAUGGGCCAUCCCUCAUCCGAACGUAUCCUCUCGUGGCGUCAAUCGAUCUCAAGCAACAAUGGAAGCUUCGACAAUUCCCGUCUCAGCCAACAGAGAAGUAGCUCUCCACGCAAGUCGUUGGGUGCAGGAUCCCUCCAACCCAGUCGCCUUCCGAGUCAAAACACGAUCGUAACAACUCCAUCUCUGCCCAGCACCUCUCAACCACACAGUCCACAUCGCUCCUCUGACGAAUCUAAAGGUCUAGGUCUAGACAUUGAGAAACUCAGCCUUAAACCCCCGAAGAUGGACUCCAAAUGUGCCAACGAAGCUAAUCCACUGAUGCUACGAGGAGAGCAAAGCUAUAUGUUCUGGAACUCGGCCGUCUACCAGGCGCAGGCUGCUACUGCAUCCCAUCUCGGCCCCAAGUACGAGCCCAGUCGCCACAACCGCAACGGCUACUCUCCAAAUGCAAGCACGGCCGGGAGCAGUAAUCGCUCCAGCGUUGAGAGGCAUCAUUCACACUUGGGCGUGCCGAUAGCAAAGGCAGAUACCCAGGUUAGCAGGCUGAGCAGUGAGGAGGAGAGUGGUGGGGAAAGCCCGCAGAGGGAGGAGGGAAAGGGUGUGACUUGUAGAAGAUGUGGAGGGAAGAGCUUUAAAGUUACGAUUGGGGGGAAUCAAAGGAAGCAGAUCCUGGAGUGUGGGAGUUGUGGGGAGGGUGUAUAG
Molecule: messenger RNA, 2832 nt
Organism: Letharia columbiana
Lineage: Eukaryota; Fungi; Ascomycota; Lecanoromycetes; Lecanorales; Parmeliaceae
Exons: 5
Coding region: 1-2832 (943 amino acids)
Molecular function (GO): protein binding
Source: RefSeq, a predicted model, not a curated record